AUGCAUCCUCUCGGCUUUCUCGCUUGCGUUGCCGGGCUUUCCGGCACAGCAUUUGCCGACUUUGGCUUAACGACAUCAGACUCCACAUACACGAUCGACACCAGCGGUGGACUAAUCUUUGAGGUUAACCGUGAAGCUGACGGGGAGUCAAGCACAAAUGGCGACAUCACCAGUCUGCUCUACAACGGUGUUCAGUUCCAAGGCACGGGCAAGAUGUCACAGAUCAACUCCGGUCUCGGAACCUCAAUAGUCACAGCUGACACCGUAAAUGGGCAUAUCAAGAUCACCGUCAAGGCUGGCUCGCAGCCCUUGACACACUACUAUGUAUCUAAACCAGGCGAUUCAACCAUCUACAUGGCAACUCACAUCACUGGUGAGAUCGCGCCUGGCGAGUUGCGCUGGCUGGCCCGACUACAGCGCAAGCAGGUACCGACUGGUGUGCAUGGCGAUGUUGCCGACCUCGAUGGAUGCGUGGCAUUUGAAGGCAAGGACACAUUCAAGUGUCCGGACGGUACCACCAGAUGCAAGAUGUAUACAUCUGACCGUUUCAUUGACGAUCAAGUCCACGGCGUGACCGGUGAUAAUGUCGGGGUGUGGAUGAUUAUGCCUGGUAACGCCUAUGAGCACUCUGCCGGCGGCCCUUUCAUGAGAGACAUCAACUCGCAAAGCACGGGCGACCAGGAGCUCUACUGGUAUAUGAAUAGCGGUCACGUCAGGACCGAACCUUGGCGGUUCGGCCUUUUUGGCCCCUACGCAAUGGGCUUCACACGCAGCAUCAAGCCGCCGCCGGCGGAUGUCGACAUGAGUUUCUUCGACUCCUUGAACAUAGAUGGCUACGUUCCCGAUAGCGGCCGUGGAAGUGUUUCGGGCACCGCGACGGGAGUAGCAGGUGGUUCUGAAACUGUAGUACACUGGCUCAACCAGGAUGCGCAAUACUGGACAAAGGCCGCCGGCAGAAACUUUGAGUCGCCGCUGAUGAAGCCCGGAACAUACACGAUGAAGAUGUAUCGGAACGAGUUCCCCGUCGCUAAUGCUAGUGUAACGGUCACGGCGGGUGUGAAAGCCACGCAGGACAUUGUGGCAACCGAGUCCGAGCCGCCGGUCAUCUGGCGCAUCGGCGAGUUCGACGGACAGCCUUUUGAGCUGAAGAACGGCGACAAGAUUCAGAGGAUGCACCCCUCAGAUGCUCGCAUGGCGAGUUGGGGAGGCAAGUUUACUGUCGGAUCAUCCAAAAACCAAGACUUUCCCAUGGCUUUAUUCUCCAAGAUUGGAGGCAAUGCCACCGUCAACUUCAAUCUAGGUGCCAAUCAACUAGAAGGGGUCGUCCUGCGUAUUGGAACGACGCUUUCGUUCAAGGGCGGAAGGCCUAGUGUCAAGAUAAAUGAGUGGGAAGCAGCGGAUCCUGGGGCUCCGACACUCAUUGACUCUCGCGGUGUGACUCGUGGUGCCUAUCGCGGGUUCGGCGACAUGUACACUUGGGAAGUACCUGCGAGUGAGUUGAAAACGGGUUCGAAUACACUCGUGAUGGGGGUGAUUGGGGCAGGGGACGUUGACUUUCUCAGUGCCAACUACAUCGUCGAUGCAGUUGAGUUGCAGGGUAAAGGGGGUUCCAGGAACGGCACCUAG
Colletotrichum godetiae is the source of this 1626-nucleotide messenger RNA. Its product is annotated as rhamnogalacturonase B. The record is from RefSeq and is a predicted model, not a curated record. Lineage: Eukaryota; Fungi; Ascomycota; Sordariomycetes; Glomerellales; Glomerellaceae. Bases 1 to 1626 code for a protein of 541 amino acids. The transcript is spliced from 5 exons. Gene Ontology annotation, molecular function: carbon-oxygen lyase activity, acting on polysaccharides; carbohydrate binding. Gene Ontology annotation, biological process: pectin catabolic process.